AUGUCUUUGCUUCGAGCCUUGCUGUCCCUGGCUGCCUUGUCGUUCGUUGCUCUUGGACAUCCAUACCAAUCGCCUCGUGGUGCCUCUCCAACCGUAUGCAAUGCCGCGACCUCGUUAACAUUGCUCUAUCAAAAUAAUCUGAAUGCUUCAGACGAUGACAAUCACGUCGGGGCGAUCGUUCUGGAUCCCAUGACAGCGGAGAGCGGAGCGGCAGCAUGUGGAUCGCUAAGUGAAGCGCUCAUUACGCAGACAAUCCUUCAAAAUUACAGUUCAGAUUUAUCCUCUGCGCUGGCUUAUGUCGCAUACUCAUCAACGCCGAAUCAGGCUUACCACGUCGCCGGUGGCGUCUUGCAACUUUCUCCUGGCGGUGGUUUUUCAUUAACAGAUUGCCCAGAAGGUGGCACCGAACUCCCUGUGCUUUGCACUCAAUCGAACAACGACAGUCAACCGCCAAACUCUACUGCCUCUAAUCUGAACGGAGUUUCUGUCGCCGCGGCUGGCAAUAUCUACGGCGGGUAUCGCAACAAGAAGUCCUUCCGGUUUCUUGGUAUCAGGUAUGCAGAACCGCCACAGCGUUUUGAGUAUUCCCGGCUGUACUCUGGUUCUGGAGAGAUGGUCAACGCGACCGGCUAUGGAGAGCAAUGCGCGCAAGGCAGCGGUGGCAGUGAAGAUUGUCUCUUUCUCAACAUCCAGACACCCCAUAUCCCAAAAGCCGGCUCAACGAUAAGCUUACGACCAGUCUUGUUCUGGGUCCAUGGUGGAGGUUUCACUGGAGGUACAGGUUCUGACCCGUUGAGUGAUGGCGGGAACCUUGCGUCCAGGGAGGACAUUGUGGUUGUCACCAUCAAUUACCGCCUCUCAACUCUGGGUUUUCUAGCCAUUCCUGGGACCGAUAUCAAGGGCAACUUUGGUAUCGCCGACCAAAUUGUUGCAUUGCAGUGGACGGUACGUAAUAUUGCUAGUUUCGGCGGAGAUCCCAGCAAGAUCACGAUUAUGGGCGAAAGUGCCGGAGCAGGUUCAGUUCGCACCUUGCUGGGGAGUCCACCUGCAAUAGGCCUGUUCCAAGGAGCUGUUGCAAUGUCAAACCUGGGAGGUGGCCAGACCCUUGGUCUGGACAGCGACUAUGGGACGACGUACUCUUCAUACUGCACGAUCAACGAGUCGUAUACUCUUGCUGGGCCCCGGAUAUUCAAUGCUUCUAAUUGUACAAUGGGCAGUUUGAACGACAAAAUCACAUGCCUAAAACAAUUCAAUGCCACCGAGUUGGUAUCACUCGAGACGGUGGCCCGAUAUGUGGUCCAGGACGGUGUCAUUGUGAACACCCCGCAGCUCAACGUGUUCAAUCAGAACGGCAGCUCGGCACAUGUUCCUAUCAUGUUCGGCGUCACUGAAAACGACGGGGCGUCUUUCUCCACGCUUUCAGCAACCCCUGUACAGAAUCUCACGGAAGGCAUCAUGACUGGUCUGGGCAUCAAUGAAUCAUACGCCGAAGCAAUCAUUGCAUCCGGGUUGUUUACUUUUCAUUCCACUGGAAAUUUGACUUUGGAUGCUUUCAAUGUCUCCCAGCGCGUUGCUACUGACAAGACAUUCCGGUGCAUCGACCAAGCGACUGUCUACGCGGGUGCAGCAACAGGGGCAUUCCCAGCCGCGUAUUACUAUCAAUUCCAGCGCACAAUCAACGGAUACAAUCCUAACGACGUCCCGGAUGCCCCUGUCACACCCGGCUUUCCAUACGGAAAUCCGAACCUCCCGUAUUUCAAGCUUCACGGGGCAGAUAUGGACUGGGCCUUCGGCAACUUCUACAAGCCGCUCCGUGAUGCCAACGAUCUCUACUCUGUACAAUUGGUCAGCGGGUAUUUUGCCGAAUUCGUGAAAACCGGACAGCCAAACCCGAAUGUGGAGUACCUGAAAGUGAGAGGCUACGGAACGACGUUGAAGGGUGUGCAGCAGGCAGGCAGGUGGGAGAAGGUCGCAAGCAAAGAGGGACCGAUUAUGUUCCUGGACUAUCCGGCUAACUCGGGCGUGUUUGUGGAUGUCCAGCAGUGUAGUUGGUUGAACUAUAGCAUUGGAUACUAUCUUGGGAAAUGA
Molecule: messenger RNA, 2088 nt
Organism: Exophiala aquamarina CBS 119918
Lineage: Eukaryota; Fungi; Ascomycota; Eurotiomycetes; Chaetothyriales; Herpotrichiellaceae
Product: esterase/lipase
Exons: 1
Coding region: 1-2088 (695 amino acids)
Molecular function (GO): cholinesterase activity
Source: RefSeq, a predicted model, not a curated record